CUGCUCUCUGCUUUCUAUAGAACCCAACGCAGUUUGGUUAUUGAUAGUAGUGCCUACCGCCACAACCACCAUCUGAAGCUGCAACAACACCUUUCCGCACUCUUCUCCGGCUGCAAUGGCUGAUGAGGAACCUGUUGAUCAGAAGAGAUAUCUUGAAGAGUCUUGCAAACCAAAAUGUGUAAAAGCAUUGCUUGAAUAUCAGGCAUGUGUUAAAAGGAUCCAAGGUGAUGAGACCGGGAACAAACACUGCACUGGACAAUAUUUUGAUUAUUGGUCUUGUAUAGACAAAUGUGUUGCACAAAAGCUAUUCUCCAAACUGAAGUAAUGGGGGAUAAAUCUAUGGUAUAUCGUCAUUGCGUUAUGUUCUAUUUUCAUUCCUACACAACUGAUCUCACACAAUUGAUUUUGUGACCAAACUAUAUGGCAUGUAUGGUUACGUGGAUACUGCGGAAUUUUGAGCUCUUCUUGUUGUUGACCUUUGAUAAUGAUCAAUAAUAAGAACUUUGCCAAAUUAUGACUCAGGAUGUAUUCUGAUACCGAUCUGACAUUUUUAGCAAGUUGUAAACUGUGAUUUGAAGUGUGGUUCUUUUAAAUUUUUCUGGUUCAAGUGUUGCAGCUGAAUAAUGCAAAAUCAGAGGCAAAAAAAGAAAUAUUUCUUUACUUUUUGAAAUUUACUCCAUUGACUUCUGGAUUGGGCUUUAAAUCUUUGGGCAAGUCGCCUUAUUUACUGAAGAAACGUCGGUUAGAUAAGCCCACGGUUGUUGACGCAGGCCCACCUUAUUAAGCUCAAAUAGUCAAAGUAAGUCUUUGUCUAGUUACUGACCACAACAAAAACAGGGUCUUUGUCUAGUUUAGUCCUUAUCUUGGAGGGGCGUAUUAGACUCUC
This is a messenger RNA of Arachis stenosperma, 886 nucleotides long. RefSeq names its product cytochrome b-c1 complex subunit 6-1, mitochondrial-like. Gene Ontology annotation, biological process: mitochondrial electron transport, ubiquinol to cytochrome c. Bases 116 to 325 code for a protein of 69 amino acids. The transcript is spliced from 4 exons. The record is from RefSeq and is a predicted model, not a curated record. Lineage: Eukaryota; Viridiplantae; Streptophyta; Magnoliopsida; Fabales; Fabaceae.